AAAUAAAAAAGUUGGCAGUAAUACAACGUUAUGGAUGACGGCAACUGUGAAACUCAAACAAGCCUUUAUUCAUGUGUUGAUCUUGAUUUUUGUGGUUUUAAUCAAAUGACCUCUUUGGGCUCAGACACUGCACAGCUCAUUUUAUUUUAUUUAGUUUAUCAUAUUUUUAUUUAGUCAAGAAUUAAACAAAAAAAUCCCACAGUGAUGCACAGCACUGUCAUGACUGAUCUGUCUUGUUAAAUCGGUAGAAUGCACCACAGGUAAAUGUGACAUUUUCUGCGGCGUAUCGUUGGAACCGCUCGAUCGACGCGAUGGCUCAAAGAAAAAUGGAGAAAAGAUAUUUUACAGUAAACAGAAAUGGGAAAUGGUUUGCUCAUUCAGAAGGGAAGACAGGAAGUCGUGGGACCUGCACCAGCACUGGGGUCAUGUUGGACCAAGUCUCAACCUCGUUGCCCCAGGCUUUGAAAUUUGAACGUUAUACUAAAUUAAAUACUACGCAGGAAUUCAGGGACUAUCCAUUCUCACGGCACGAUAACAAACAUGCUUUAAAAGAAAAUAUUACUGUUUUUACAGAGGGUGUGGGGAAGAAGAAAUGUCUCGAUGAUCGCAGACAACACAACUCACAGAUCACACUGUGCCAUGAUAGAGUCGAUGGCAUCCCCCAAAUGGCUGGGAGCCGCACAACUUACCAGGCUGACUUUAUAGAGAAGGAAGCUGUCGACGCUCCAAAUGAGACCAGACGGUUCCCUCACAACCACAGGCUUAGAUCUGAAAGGGCAGCGCUCGCACUGACAGAUGACAAAUACAUGUGGUUCGGUCGUCAAGACCAGGAAGAUAUAGAGACGCUGGAAUUGCUCGCAGCUACAAAGUACUGAGAUACGGAGGCGAAUGCAGGAACUUUGACAGCCAUCAGGGACGGUAUCAGAAAAUAAAAAAAUCUCAGGUUUUUACAUAACAUUUUCUCCUAGUUGAGAAUACUUUUUUUUUCAACAGAUGUAAUUAAUGUAUAUUUUAUUUUAUAUUUGAAAAAGUGGUUUGUUAUAUCUUUACAAGGGCAGUUGAGCAAUGCCGUGGAUGCCUACAGCAGGAAAAAAAUAACUAACGCAUUGACUGAAAUAAAAUAAUGUUUUCUUUGUAAACCAGGAAAAGGUGGCAGCUUUAGGCACAUGUAUGUGUAUGUGUGUGUUUGUGAGGACGUGGGUAAAUGUAGGAAGCGUGGGAGCGAAUGACGAGGAACACUUCUCAGAGAAAAGCACUUAAGUGAAAAGUAUCCUUCUUCCUUUUUCUUUUCUCCCUCUCUCCUCUCUGACACACACACACACACACACACACACACACACACACACGACCUAUGUGUCUCUCUCCAAUAGCUGGUGUUUUCUCCAGAGCAUGUUCGGAGCAGCUGCCCACUUUCUUUAAGUACUCACUGGAGAGAUGGGCUUUUCUUUAAAGCUUUAAAGCUUUUAAAA
This is a messenger RNA of Cynoglossus semilaevis (tongue sole), 1469 nucleotides long. RefSeq names its product testis expressed 36 (gene tex36). The coding region runs from base 312 to 875 and encodes 187 amino acids. The transcript has 4 exons. The record is from RefSeq and is a predicted model, not a curated record. Lineage: Eukaryota; Metazoa; Chordata; Actinopteri; Pleuronectiformes; Cynoglossidae.